Molossus molossus (Pallas's mastiff bat) is the source of this 1176-nucleotide messenger RNA. RefSeq names its product NudC domain containing 2 (gene NUDCD2). NCBI's taxonomy places the organism in Eukaryota, Metazoa, Chordata, Mammalia, Chiroptera, Molossidae. Bases 250 to 771 code for a protein of 173 amino acids. The record is from RefSeq and is a predicted model, not a curated record. Gene Ontology annotation, cellular component: cytoplasm. The transcript has 4 exons. Gene Ontology annotation, biological process: protein folding.
AGUCGGCCUGUGGCGUCAUAUAGACCGCAGUGCAGUGAGUUCUAGCCUUGCAGAUUCCAACCCUUUCCUACCAUCCCUGGGAUGUAAACGUUUCCGGAUUUCAGUUUUUUCAACUUGGGUCCUGCCAAUGUCCUUAAUAGCCAUUGAAAGGGAAAAACUAACGCACUGAGAUGUCAGCUUAAUACCUGCGCAUGAGCGGUGACCCGAGCGGAGAGACCGGGGCGUGGCCUGCGCGUGGAGAUUCGGCGCAUGCGCUCAGCUCGCUCCCUGCAGCUGGAGCUGGGUGGCAGCUGGAGUAUGUCGGCCCCAUUUGAGGAGCGCAGUGGGGUGGUUCCGUGCGGGACACCGUGGGGCCAGUGGUACCAGACCUUGGAGGAGGUGUUCAUUGAAGUUCAGGUGCCGCCAGGCACUCGCGCCCAAGAUAUCCGGUGCGACCUGCAGAGCCGGCAUGUGGCGCUGGCGGUGGGUGGCCGCGAGAUCCUCAAGGGCAAACUCUUUGAUUCUACAAUAGCUGAUGAGGGAACAUGGACUUUGGAGGACAGAAAAAUGGUUCGUAUUGUUCUUACAAAGACAAAAAGAGAUGCAGCAAAUUGUUGGACUUCUCUUCUAGAAUCUGAAUAUGCAGCUGAUCCUUGGGUACAAGACCAAAUGCAGAGAAAACUUACAUUAGAGAGAUUCCAGAAAGAAAAUCCUGGUUUUGACUUCAGUGGAGCAGAAAUCUCAGGAAACUAUACUAAAGGUGGACCAGAUUUCUCAAAUCUGGAGAAAUAGCUGCUUUUUUUUGCUGCGCUCUGUGGACUUCGCAGAUGGUGCCGCUGGAUCAAAGGAUCAGAUCAUGUGGUGGGAGACAAGUGUGGAUGCCGCAGUUAACAAAAUGCAAAGUAUAUUUAAAUGUGGUUCUAAAAAUUGUAUUCAAGUAUGAUUUACAUAGGAAACAUCUUAAAUACUGUGGGAACUGUUCUAUUGAUAUAUGAUAACUUUUUUUUUUGGACUUGUUUUUGCUCAGCAUGAAGUUUUGUAUGCUGCAUUUUUCUAAUUUCAUAUUUAACCUAUAUUUUUAAUACAAAAAGAUUAGGGUAUAGAUCUUAUGAAAUGACAGGGUGCCUUCAGGAAAAAUUCAGUUUUUUCUGUUAAUGACUGUGAUGCAGGAAUAACAUUCAAUAAACUUUUCUAAAU